AUGGAUUGGCAGUAUCAGCUUGCCUCCAUUCGAAGGUUGCUGUUCAGUCAUGAUAAGAGAAACAGCGAUAAGGAAGCAAAAAAGGGAGCAGAUGCAGAAAACAGUGAUAAAAGAAGGCAAAAGAAAGAACAAAUGCGCAGAGCUAGGGUUGCUACGGGAACAAAAAUUCAAUCUUUAAGGAAUAAGCUAUGCCCGGAUAAUCUUAUCCGGGUUUUGGAUACCACCGUGACUUUCAACUCUGCUGUGAAGAUAUUCAAAUGGGUAUCUCUCCAAAAAGGGUUUCAACACACUGCUGACACUUAUUGUAAGAUAAUUUUGAAGCUGGGUUUGGCUGGAAAUGUUGAACAAAUGGAGGGGUUUUGUCAAAAUAUGGUAGAAGAUAAGUGCCCAAAUGCAAAAGAAGCUCUUAUUUCAUUAGUUGAAUUGUUUGUUAAACGUUGUAGGGUGAAUGAGGCAAUAAGGGUUCUUGUGAGUAUGAAUUUGGGUGGUUUUAAGCCCUCAGUUGAUGUAUUUAAUGUAGUGUUGUGCGCCAUUGUGAAGGAGAAGAGAGGUUUUGAGGAUGUGGCGUUUAUUCAUAAGAAGAUGGUGAAAGCAGGAGUUGUGUCAAAUGUUGAUACUUUGAACUUUUUGUUGGAGGUUUUGUUUGAAACUGGUAGGAUUGAGUCUGCUUUGGAUCAAUUUAGGAGAAUGAACAAGAAAGGGUGUAGUCGUAAUAGUAGGAGUUAUGAGAUAGUAAUAAAGGGUCUUAUUUUGAGCGAUCGAGUGGAUGAUUCGGUUAUCGUUUUAGGUGAGAUGUUUGAUGUUGGAUUUGAGCCUGAGUUGAGUUUCUAUACCUGUAUAAUACCAUUGUUUUGUUGGGAAAAUAAACUAGAGGAGGGAAUCCGAUUGUUCAGGAUGAUGAGAGCUUCAAAUCUUUUGCCGGAGGAGUUGACUUAUAGGGAGUUGAUUAGAUGCAUGUGUGAGAACCAUAGAUUAGAUGAUGCAAAUAAUCUUCUUGAAGAGAUGACAGGAAAUGGUAUAACACCGGCUGUUGAUGUGCUUGUUGAUAUAGUAGUAGGACUUUGUGUAAUGGAAAAAAUUGACGAGUCUCUGAAUUUCUUGGAAGACAAAUGUGGUUACAUAACUUCUCCGUACAACGCUAUGCUACAACUCACGGACAAAUGUGGAAAGAGGGUCUAA
Molecule: messenger RNA, 1179 nt
Organism: Pistacia vera
Lineage: Eukaryota; Viridiplantae; Streptophyta; Magnoliopsida; Sapindales; Anacardiaceae
Product: pentatricopeptide repeat-containing protein At5g39710-like
Exons: 3
Coding region: 1-1179 (392 amino acids)
Molecular function (GO): protein binding
Source: RefSeq, a predicted model, not a curated record